CAGCCGCCGGCAGAUGCGCUAGGCGCUCGCCCUAGAGAACACCCGCUGGGGUCAAACAUGGAAGCUCCCAAUGGAGACGACUGUCAGGCCAAUCAGUUGUGCAACGCUGCCGCCCGCGGAGACCUAGUGACAGCGAAGAGGCUACUGGACAGCGGGGCGGAUCCCAAUGCCACCAAUGUCUUCGGCCGGACCCCGAUCCAGGUUAUGAUGAUGGGAAACUCCAAAAUGGCAGAGCUGCUGCUGCCAAGAGGAGCAGAUCCCAACCGGCCAGACCCCUCCACAGGUGCAACGCCAGCCCAUGAUGCAGCCCGGGAGGGAUUCCUGGACACUUUGAAGCUCCUAUACCACAGGGGGGCUCACUUGGAUCAUCUGGACAAACAAGAUAACAGCCCGCUAGACCUGGCAAGAAAGAAUGGGCAAAAUCACGUGACUGAUUAUCUGGUUGAAAUGUUUCAAUGUGAUACAUGAAGAAGCAGUAGAAAAACUGGAGCAGGGAAUGCUCCUGAAAAGUAAUGAAAAUGACACCAAUAAAGACCAUGGUGGCAUGGAUAAGCCUGGGACAUUCAUGCUGGAUACCCUUUUUUUCCUCAAGACUCAUGGAAAGACUAGAAGGAACAUGCUCUUUCCGACUGAAACUGGGGUCUUCUUUUUUUUCAUUAAAAAAAAACAUUAACUGCAUAUAGGGAAUUUAUCAAUUGGAAAAAAUAGUUCCAAUGAGGUCUCUCUUCUGGCUUGCUAAUUUGACUGUAUAUGUGCUCAGAUUUCCUCCCCACUUUCCUUCUCCCACCCAAACGGAACUGCAACUCACCAUAGA
This is a messenger RNA of Thamnophis elegans (Western terrestrial garter snake), 814 nucleotides long. Its product is annotated as cyclin-dependent kinase 4 inhibitor B-like. NCBI's taxonomy places the organism in Eukaryota, Metazoa, Chordata, Lepidosauria, Squamata, Natricidae. Gene Ontology annotation, cellular component: nucleus. The record is from RefSeq and is a predicted model, not a curated record. Gene Ontology annotation, biological process: negative regulation of cell population proliferation; regulation of cyclin-dependent protein serine/threonine kinase activity. The coding region runs from base 58 to 468 and encodes 136 amino acids. Gene Ontology annotation, molecular function: protein kinase binding; cyclin-dependent protein serine/threonine kinase inhibitor activity. The transcript has 2 exons.